This is a messenger RNA of Penicillium nucicola, 1152 nucleotides long. RefSeq lists its product as uncharacterized. Lineage: Eukaryota; Fungi; Ascomycota; Eurotiomycetes; Eurotiales; Aspergillaceae. Bases 1 to 1152 code for a protein of 383 amino acids. Gene Ontology annotation, biological process: cell wall organization. Gene Ontology annotation, molecular function: 1,3-beta-glucanosyltransferase activity; glucan endo-1,3-beta-D-glucosidase activity. The record is from RefSeq and is a predicted model, not a curated record. The transcript has a single exon. Gene Ontology annotation, cellular component: cell surface; extracellular region; fungal-type cell wall.
AUGAAGAUACACCUGAUUACCGCUGUUUUAGCAGGCUCUGCAACCUCUGCAAGGGCCGCGGUCGAUUUCAGACACGAUCACAAGAGGCACUCUCAUGGGCUUCUCUCAAACCUGGACAAGUUGAAAACACAAAGCGUGGCAGAUAUCUCCCUGAAGUCCCCAAAGCCAAGUGCUGCUCCCCUACCUCACGAUUCAGACAGUAUAAGCAGAAUUAGCCUCCGCGAAGAUGACUCUUGUUUUGAUCCCGCUGACUUCAAUUCUAGGCACGAUUAUACUAGCUCCCAUUAUAUGGUGGGUCAAACCACCAGUGCUCCGACGUCCCAAUCGACGAGUAGAAAUACAAAUCCCUCAAGUAUCACUGGCAAGGACCAAUAUGGUAUGACAUAUACUCCGUACACACAGACUGGAGGUUGUAAAAGCGCAGAUGAGGUAGCUGCCGAUAUUGAGAAGAUCAAGACCGCGGGUUUUAACUGUGUCCGUGUUUACUCGACUGACUGUAGUGCACUAUCCCAUAUCGGUGAGGCGUGUGAGCAGGAGGGACUUCAAAUUAUCCUAGGAAUUUAUAUUGAUCAAGCAGGAACCUCUGCUGCCGAGCAGCAAGUUCAGGAUAUUGCAAAAUGGGCAAAGUGGAACCGAGUCAAACUCAUUGUAGUCGGUAAUGAAGCAAUUCAAAAUGGCUACUGUGACGCGUCCGCACUAGCCGAGUUUAUCAAAAAUGCCAUGGCUACGUUCCGGGCCAGUGGAUACCGUGGAGAGGUCACAACCGCGGAACCGGUCAAUGUCUGGCAGAACUAUGGGCUGUCCAAUCUUUGUGGCGUUGUAGAUCUCGUCGGUGCGAACAUCCAUCCCUUUUUCAACGCUGACGUUGCGGCCGCCAAGGCUGGACAGUUUGUCUCAUCUCAAAUCAGCCUGCUUGAAGAAAUUUGUGAUAAUCUGGAAGUGGUCAAUCUAGAGACGGGAUGGCCGAACGCCGGAGAUCAAAACGGUGCAGCGGUUCCGGGAAUCACGGAGCAGAAUACCGCUGUCAAGGCCAUUGCUGAAGCGGUAGGCUCAAAUUCUGUCUUCUUCUCGUGGACCAACGAUCUGUGGAAAUCACCGGGAGACUUUGACGUAGAGCAGCACUGGGGAUGCGCGGCUGUGUUCCAGCAAUAG